AUCAACAAGUCUCCAACCGACAUAAGUCCCAUCGAUCCCUCUACUACCGGAACGUGGAUAAGGGUUUCGGGGUAUGAUAUCUCCCAACGAGAUUGAUCCCGGUCUGAUCUGAGAUGAUCUCCGCAGUCUUCCAUCGGAUCCACGCGAGAAUUGAUAUGGGCCGAUCGAGAGCCCGGUGAAGAUCAAGUCCUGCCGUGAUGACUACCCAAAAACUCCUAAUCUGCACCGGCGCGACAUACCCCUUCGACGCCCUGUUCGAGAGCAUCCUGCGCUCGGCCGACGUUCUCAGCUACCUAACCGCCGAGCUCAAGAUCACGCAUGUCAGAGUGCAGUACGGGCCCAGUUCGAGCUCGAAGGUCAAAUUUGAGAAGGCUUUGGCGGAGGUGGAUGCGGGGAUCCAGGUUUCGGGGUUUGGAAUGACGGAGCGGAUGGCGGAUGAGAUUGCGGAUUGUGACGUUGUUGUCUCGCAUGCUGGUACAGGUACAAUUCUCGACACGUUACGCUCAAAGUCCCCUCCGAAACUACUAGUCGUCCCUAAUCCAGUGCUGAUGCACGGCCAUCAAGCUGAGAUCGCAAACGCUCUCGAAGACCUCGGAUGUCUUGUCUCCGCGUCUGAUGUUAGCUCCUCGGGGAUCUUGACAGCAUUGAAGAAGCUGGCGGAAAAGAAAUUGAGGGCGUUACCGGAGAGGACGAGUCUUGCGGAUCGGAUCGACUAUGAAGCUGGGACUUUGUACGCUUGAUGGCAUGUCGCAAUUUAUAAAUGUCUUCUCAUUCAAUCAUCGAGUUAUACUAGAAAUCAACCAUCAACAAAAAUAAAUUCAGAAUA
Molecule: messenger RNA, 826 nt
Organism: Myxozyma melibiosi
Lineage: Eukaryota; Fungi; Ascomycota; Lipomycetes; Lipomycetales; Lipomycetaceae
Product: glycosyltransferase family 28 C-terminal domain-containing protein
Exons: 2
Coding region: 198-740 (180 amino acids)
Biological process (GO): dolichol-linked oligosaccharide biosynthetic process
Cellular component (GO): UDP-N-acetylglucosamine transferase complex
Molecular function (GO): hexosyltransferase activity
Source: RefSeq, a predicted model, not a curated record